Molecule: messenger RNA, 1576 nt
Organism: Piliocolobus tephrosceles (Ugandan red Colobus)
Lineage: Eukaryota; Metazoa; Chordata; Mammalia; Primates; Cercopithecidae
Product: gap junction gamma-3 protein
Exons: 4
Coding region: 461-1300 (279 amino acids)
Biological process (GO): cell-cell signaling
Cellular component (GO): connexin complex
Molecular function (GO): gap junction channel activity
Source: RefSeq, a predicted model, not a curated record
CUGGUCUGAGGAACCAGCGUCUAGUCUUACCCUGUGUCUGGCAGUCCAUAUGGCCUGUACAUAUCACUUAGUCUGAGUCAGUUUCCGCAUGGGUCAGCUGGGUUAGUAGCUCCUUAGGGUUCCAUGCAGCUCUCACAGACUUCUUGAUUUCCUGGGCGUGAGGCAAUGAAUCUUGGGUGUUACCCCAGACAAAUGAGGCCACUUCAUCAUCGUUCUUGAGGCACAGAGGUGCUGAGCUUCCACAUUUCUCUCCACUCCCUAUUCUUGGGUGAUCCCUUCACCUUGGGUGCCCUGUUGCCCUAGGCCUUGGCACGUGUUGUCAAUGUAUGGCUGUGGGAGGAGGCUGGUCUUGUCUUCAGUGAUCCUUGGAUUAGAAGGAUUAGAAGUGACAAGGUGGACUGGAGCUCCCCCUGCAGGACAGUGAGCAACACUGAUCCCUUGUCCUCUGCUCCAAAACAGGAUGUGUGGCAGGUUCCUGCGGCGACUGCUGGCGGAGGAGAGCCGGCACUCCACCCCCGUGGGGCGCCUCCUGCUUCCCGUGCUCCUGGGAUUCCGCCUUGUGCUGCUGGCUGCCAGUGGGCCUGGAGUCUAUGGCGAUGAGCAGAGUGAAUUCGUGUGUCACACCCAGCAACCAGGCUGCAAGGCUGCCUGCUUUGAUGCCUUCCACCCCCUCUCCCCGCUGCGUUUCUGGGUCUUCCAGGUCAUCUUGGUGGCUGUACCCAGCGCCCUCUACAUGGGUUUCACUCUGUAUCACGUGAUCUGUCACUGGGAAUUAUCAGGAAAGGGGAAGGAGGAGGAGACCCUGAUCCAGGGAGGGGAGGGCAACACAGAUGUCCCAGGGGCUGGAAGCCUCAGGCUGCUCUGGGCUUAUGUGGCUCAGCUCGGGGCUCGGCUUGUCCUGGAGGGGACAGCCUUGGGGUUGCAGUACCACCUGUAUGGGUUCCAGAUGCCCAGCUCCUUUGCAUGUCGCCGAGAGCCUUGCCUUAGUAGUAUAACCUGCAAUCUGUCCCGCCCCUCUGAGAAGACCAUUUUCCUGAAGACUAUGUUUGGAGUCAGUGGGUUCUGUCUCUUGUUUACUUUUCUGGAACUUGUGCUUCUGGGUUUGGGGAGAUGGUGGAGGACCUGGAAGCACAAAUCUUCCUCUUCUAAAUGCUUCCCAACUUCAGAGAGCACCAGAAGACACAAGGAAGCAACCGAUAGCCUCCCAGUGGUGGAAACCAAAGAGCAGUUUCAAGAGGCAGUUCCAGGAAGAAGCUCAGCCCAGGAAAAACAAAGACCAAUUGGACCCAGAGAUGCCUGAGUUGGAGAUGAACUUUGGCCAACUUUCCUCAUCACUAUACUAAAAAUCCUGCCCAAGGAGGAGCUUAUUAACCAUUUUCUAUACAUGUGACAUAUGUAGAAGCAUGACCGACAACUGGGACUGCACUGCCUUGACUCCACCUGUACAUACAGUGACUCAGCUAACCAGACUAAUAAAAGCCAUGUUUGCACCGUUGCUCAGGGAGGCAAUGCUUUGGGGAAUUAUUCCCAGUGUCCUCCUUACUUAUUGCAAGUAAUAAAAUCCCCCUGGGAAAUC